Messenger RNA from Mycena citricolor, 5272 nucleotides. The record is from the annotation of a GenBank genome assembly. NCBI's taxonomy places the organism in Eukaryota, Fungi, Basidiomycota, Agaricomycetes, Agaricales, Mycenaceae.
CUUUAAGACAUCCAUGGGUCGAUCCCCUUCACCGCAUCGGAGGUAUGCAAACAGCAAGAAAGUGGACAAGAACUCAUCAUACAGACGGACAGAAGUCGAUGACCGCGAGCGGCGGAGGCGCGACCGCAGCCGCAGUGCAGAGCGAGAUGGACGUGACUAUUCACGCCGUAAACGGGACCGAAGCCGAAGCAAGGAUCGCGAGCGGGAGAGUAGGGAUAAAGACAAGAGGCGUAAACGUGAGACUUCUGAAGAGCGGCGGGUGCGCAAAGCGGAAAAGAAGCGUGCGAAGGAGGAGGACGAGGCGCGAAAGGUGGCCGAACUCAGCGUCUACAGCGCUACCGACAAUCCGUUCCAUGACGUGAACCUGGGUCAACAGUUCCGCUGGCACAAGAAGAAUGAGAAGGAGCGCAAGCAGGGCAUGUCGACUUUGGAUUCUCAACGAAGAGACGCUUUGCGGCGCGCCGAGGCUAAGGAGGAGCUGGAACGACUCAACCGCAGGCGCGCUGAGCGGGAGGCGGAUCAGCAGUUGAGAGAGGAGGAGGAGCUGAGGAUGGCCAGACUGCAAGAAUCAGCUCAGAUGUCUGAAUGGCUCUCAAAGGAAGGAGAUUUCCGUCUCGAGCAAGAGCGCAGUCGGGCUGCUAUACGGAUCACGGAGAAGCGGGCGAAGGCCAUCGACUUUUUGGCGCUCAACUUGAAAUAUGUGAAUCCUCCCUCAGAUGAAGAGGAGGAGAAGGGUGAGGACGCCGGUCUGGAGAUUGACUUGGAUGAGCCCUACAAUAUUCUCGACAACCUGACCUCAGAACAAGUCGAAGAGCUUCACGAAGAUAUCGAGCUAUACUUGACUCUGGAGCAAGACAAAACCAAUAUCGAUUUCUGGACGAACAUGAUGGUCAUCUGUAAAGACCGAUUGGAGCGAAUCAAAGCAAGCCAACAAAUGGGUGUUGAAGCUGCCGCCGCCGUUGAAGCCGAUAUAUCCGCUUUGUUGUCCACCAAGACCUAUGAUCAGCUCGCCUCGUUGCAGAGGCAGAUCCAAGAUAAAUUGACCAGCGGAGAACCAGUGGAUACUGACUAUUGGGAGAAUCUCCUCAAGAAACUGCUCGUUUGGAAAUCAAAGGCCAAGUUGAAGAGUCUUCACGAAGUUGUCGUACGAAACCGUCUAGAGCAACUCCGCAAAAGACAGAGGGACGAAGCACUUCAGGCUCAGGAGGAACUGCUGGCUGGUGUCGCCAAGGCUGCUUCAAGACGAAAUGAAGUCAUUCACGAGGGACAGAUUUCCGAAGUUGAAAUGAUUCCUGCCGAAGAAAUCGAGGAAUAUCGCAAGGAAAUGGAGCCACCUCUGCUCGAUAUCACCCAACUUUCAACUGAGGAACGAGAGAUGGAUAUCAUCACCGAGCUUGAAUACCGACGCGCUCUGUUUGCUCAACGACGGGCCGUUGCAGCCUCUCGGUUCGUGCCCAAAGCGGCACCUGUUAUAGCUGACAUUCCCGAGGAGCCAUCUCAGAGUAACGCAGACCUGGCGUCCGAAGCCCUGUUCCGCGCCGAGGCCGAGAGAGAACUUGACGAAGAAGAGGAACUGUUCAAUUUGGAAGAAAACAUAUCAAAUCCUACAUCGUACAACUGGGAAGAUAAAUACCGGCCAAGGAAACCCCGCUAUUUCAAUCGUGUCCACACAGGAUACGAAUGGAACAAGUACAAUCAGACCCAUUACGAUACGGACAAUCCACCGCCUAAAGUUGUCCAGGGUUAUAAAUUCAACAUCUUCUAUCCCGAUCUCAUCGACAAGUCUAAGGCCCCGACAUACAAGAUCGUCAAGGAAGAUGGAAAUGAGGAUACAGUUCUGCUCCAUUUCAGUGCCGGUCCGCCCUACGAGGAUAUAGCUUUCCGAAUCGUCAAUAGGGAAUGGGAGUACUCCCACAAGCGUUCUACCGCAAGUAACAAAGCUGUUGCCUGGCUGGUCGAUGACAUCAUCACUUCGCAUACCGACGCGAGAUCAACCAUCGGUCAUCCUUAGCAUUUAUCACUCAUAUCUUUGUCUUGCUGAAAUGUAACUGAAGGUGACCGAAGGGCUUCACGUGCUGAUCAAAAGCGGUCCCGAUCUUUGGUUCCCUUACGACUGACUUCCACCCGCAACCACCAACUACACUAAUACCAACCAAAUCCGUCUGCUACGAUGGCGACCUCAUCCAAAGUCGACACGAAGAUGGAUGUCGAUGAGCCCACCAUCGAUGAGAGCUUGUACUCGCGUCAACUAUACGUCUUGGGCCAUGAAGCGAUGAAGAAGAUGGCCACUUCCAAUGUUCUCAUAGUGGGCAUGCAGGGACUUGGUGUCGAAAUCGCCAAGGAUAUCUGCCUGGCCGGGGUCAAGUCUGUUACGAUUUUCGAUCCCGAACCAGUCACGCUGCAAGAUCUCAGCUCGCAAUUCUUUCUGCGCGCAGAGGAUGUUGGGAAGAGCCGCGCCGAGGCGACGCUCCCGCGACUAGCCGAAUUGAACGCGUACGUCCCUGUGCGAAACUUGGGGGGCAGUGCCGGGCAGGAGGUCUCGGUAGAGCUCGUUCAGGGCUUCCAGGCUGUUGUGCUGUGCAACACGUCGUGGAGCAAACAGCUUGAGAUCAACGCUUGGACACAUAAGAAUGGCGUUGCUUUCAUCGCGGCUGAGACGCGCGGUCUGUUUGGGUCUGUGUUCAAUGACUUUGGCCCGGAAUUCGUCUGUGUGGACACCAAUGGCCAACAACCUUUGUCGGGCAUGAUCGUCGAGGUAGAGCAGUCUGCUGACGGAUUAGUAACUUGCCUGGACGAGACCCGCCACGGACUAGAGGAUGGCGACUACGUUACUUUUGCGGAAGUGCAGGGCAUGACUGAGCUCAACGGAUGUACACCCCGGAAAGUUACUGUCAAGGGCCCGUACACUUUCUCUAUUGGUGAUACGACCAAUAUGUCUGGAUACAAGGCUGGUGGAAUCUUCACUCAAGUCAAGAUGCCGAAGACCAUCGCAUUUAAAUCCCUCGAGGAGUCGCUGAAGACACCAGAAUACUUCAUCACAGACUUUGCCAAGUUCGAGCGCCUUGCAACUCUGCACGCUGGUUUCCAGGCGGUCUCCGAGUACAAGCAGCAGAACGGACGUCUUCCUCGGCCGCGCAAUGCGGAAGAUGCUGCGCAGGUGGCUGUCCUGGCGAAGAAACUGGAGCCUGAACUGGACGAGAAGACGUUGGCCGAACUUGCUUACCAAGCCAGUGGCGACGUUCCCCCGCUCGUCGCAGUUAUCGGAGGAUUUGUGGCACAGGAGGUGCUCAAAGCCUGCACAAGCAAAUUCCACCCGAUGCUGCAACAUAUGUACUUCGACUCUCUCGAAUCGCUGCCCUCGACGCUUCCCACGGAGGCCGAUUGCCAGCCGAUUGGCUCGCGUUACGACGCGCAGAUCGCCGUGUUUGGCAAGACGUUCCACGAGAAGGUGGUUAACUUCCGUGAAUUCUUGGUUGGCUCCGGCGCCAUUGGGUGCGAGAUGCUGAAGAACUGGAGUAUGAUGGGUUUGGCCACAGGACCCAAGGGACAGAUCCAGGUCACGGAUCUGGAUACGAUCGAGAAGAGUAACCUAAACCGACAGUUCUUGUUCCGGGCAAAGGAUCUCGGUAAAUUCAAAUCGGAGGUUGCUGCUGCUGCCGUUGCCGAUAUGAACCCUGAUCUCAAGGGCAAGAUCGUAGCGAGGCAGGAUGCCGUUGGCCCGGAUACCGAGAACAUCUACGACGAGGACUUUUUCAGCAGCCUCGAUGGAGUGACCAACGCACUGGACAAUCUCAAAGCCCGCGUUUACAUGGACCAGCGCUGUGUGUUCUAUAAGAAGCCUCUGCUCGAGUCGGGGACUCUGGGAACCCAGGGCAACGUGCAAGUUGUCGUCCCCCAUUUGACCGAGUCGUAUGCCUCGUCUCAGGAUCCGCCUGAGAAGUCGAUCCCGAUGUGUACCGUCAAGAGCUUCCCUAAUGCUAUAGAGCACACGAUCGAGUGGAGUCGGACGGAGUUUGACAAGAUGUUUGUGGAUCCCGCGUCGGCCGUGAACGCCUACCUGUCGGAGCCGAACUAUCUCGAGACGCAGCUCAAGUACUCGGGCCAGCAGAAUGAGCAAGUGGAGCAGAUUCACUCAUUCUUGGUCACCGACAAACCGAUCACAUUCGAAGAGUGCAUCGUCUGGGCGCGGCACAAAUUCGAGGAGAAGUUCACCAACGACAUCAAGCAGCUCUUGUUCAGCCUGCCGAAAGACUCGCUGACGAGCACCGGGCAGCUGUUCUGGAGCGGACCCAAGCGAGCUCCGGAGCCUCUGCAGUUCGAUUCGAGCGAUCCACUGCACCUUGAAUUCAUCAUCUCCGCUGCGAAUCUACAUGCAUUCAACUACGGGCUGCGCGGCGAGACCGAUCCGGCAGUGUUCCGCAAAGUUGCAGAUGCUGUGAUCGUGCCCGAGUUUUCACCCAAAAGCGGGGUCAAGAUCCAGAUUAACGACAGCGACCCGACUGCCCCGGCUGGGGGAGACGAAGGUGAUCUGGGGGAACUGGUCUCCAAGCUGCCCGCUCCGUCAUCUCUGGCAGGGUACCGGCUGAACCCGGUCGACUUCGAGAAGGACGACGACAGCAACUUCCACAUCGACUUCAUCGCUGCGUCUGCGAACUUGCGCGCGACCAAUUACAGCAUCGCUGUUGCCGAACGCCACAAGAUUAAGCAGAUCGCCGGCAAGAUCAUCCCCGCUAUUGCCACAACCACUGCGCUCGUCACCGGGCUGGUCUGUCUCGAGCUAUACAAGCUCAUCGACGGCAAGACGAAGCUGGACGACUACAAGAACGGAUUUGUAAACCUGGCGCUGCCCUUCUUCGGGUUCUCAGAGCCGAUUGCGCCUGCCAAGCAAAAAUACGGGGAGACCGAAUGGACGCUCUGGGACCGCUUCGAGUUCGACAACGACCCGACGCUGAAGGAGAUUAUUACCUGGUUCCAGGAGAAGCACAAGCUGGAGCUGACGAUGAUGAGCCAGGGCGUGAGCAUGCUCUGGAGCGGGUUCCUGCCCAAGAAGAAGAGCGAGGAGCGGCUGCCGCUCAAGUUCAGCAAGCUGGUCGAGACCGUUAGCAAGAAGCCCGUUCCUCCGCACACCAAACACCUGCUCGCGGAGGUGAUGGUCGUCGACGAGGAGGGCGAGGACGUCGAGGUCCCGUUCUUGGUUGUCCGCCUGUAGAUAGCACACGAAUCAAAUGUAUCCUGUACUGACCACACAAAUAAAUACCAAUCCAUGCUUUUC